Paramormyrops kingsleyae is the source of this 3980-nucleotide messenger RNA. RefSeq names its product methylphosphate capping enzyme b (gene mepceb). Lineage: Eukaryota; Metazoa; Chordata; Actinopteri; Osteoglossiformes; Mormyridae. The record is from RefSeq and is a predicted model, not a curated record. Gene Ontology annotation, molecular function: snRNA binding; RNA methyltransferase activity; O-methyltransferase activity. Gene Ontology annotation, biological process: snRNA modification.
AACGGGGCACUCGAUUCGACACCCAGAGUCUUAUAAAAUAUGCGGUCGUAUGGAAGGCCUGUAACGUACACGCUCAAAAUUAGAACUACGAUUGAAAUACUUAUUUUUAAAUUUUGGAGUAGAUGAUCUUUCCAGAUUGCACUCGCUGGAAUUGGAUCCACAUUAUAUUUUGAAUAACUAAUUGUUAUAGAAGUACAGGCACGUUUUUUUAAAUCUCUUGCCACCUCUGUUGUUGCUAUUUUUAUUUUUUUUGUAAAAAUAUUUAUGCCUGUCCGGUCUGGGCAGCUAAAAGAAGCCGGAGACGACGACCAGGCUCUGAUGUGUGUGCAAGAGCGAGCGGGACCAAGAGUCUGUAUGUGUGUUUAUAUGUUUUUUCCGACCUCUCGUCGUAAGUUAAUAAUUCAGGAGCAUUGGUGACGUAUUGCACAGAGAGGCGAGUUUAUGCAAAAAAGCGUCCAUUCAUUUAAUGCGAGGGAGGCGUAUCCACGCACAGCACGCAAAGGAGAGGCUGGGUCGACGGUGUCGGACGUACACAACGAUUUUUACCCCCCCUCCUGACUUCUCCCAAAGCGCUUUCUCAGUGACUUCAGGGCUUGAAACAAUACACCUUUUUGUGCUUACAGACACAGAAGAAGUUAUGUAGCUACUGUUUUUAAGAAGGACAACGUGCUUUUUGGGUACCGUAGGGAAUGAAUAAGUGAAACCAACAUGCUCCGCAACAAAUCAAAUGGUCCGUUAAAAUAAAUCGAGGAAGUGAUGUAUCAUUAAAUCAAUGCCAGCAGCAACAUCACAUUCUGGACUGUUGAGUGAAAGAUGAUCGAGAUGGAGAUAGAGACUGUUUUGACUGGUGAUGGCGGCCAGAAUCCUGUGGGCCACCUACAAGCCCAGAGACUUGCCGACUGCAGUAACAGGUCCCUCACUGCCGUGGCUGUCAGUUCAGGAGGUGCCACUAUGACAGCAUUGGCAGGCACGGUGACCGUACCCGAGCACUCUGCCGUGAAUGUCACUUCCGUUGGUGGCCAGAGGCGGGAUGAGUGUUCGGGGUCUGGGGCGCGGAUGGCCGGCAGACCCAUGCGCCCCAAAAAUGGGCAACACCAGCCACAGCAGCAGAAGCUGAACAAACGGCGCUACAGCAUGAACGCCAGCUUCAAGCAGUCGGGCUACGGGAAGCGGCGGCGACGAGCCAACUCGGAGAGCGACCCCGUUCUUCCCACUAACUUUCUGCUGGGGGGCAACAUCUUUGACCCGCUGAACCUUAACAGUUUGCUGGACGAGGAGGUGAACCGGACCCUGAACGCGGAGACGCCCAAGUCGUCACCUCUGCCCGCCAAGAGCCAUGAUCCGGUGGAGAUCCUGAUCCCCAAGGACAUUACAGAUCCACUCAACCUCAACAGUGCUGGGGGAGAUGAUGACAUCCUCGUGUCCCCGAUGAAGAGCAGGAAGAGACACCGGAACCGGCACCACGGGGGGGUAGGGGGGAUGCCAGCUGCACAGAUGGACUCCGGUGAGAUUGAGAGGGGAAAGGCUGCUGAGGACUGUGUGGCUGCACUCAGCAGCACAGCGGUCCAUGCAGUUCCAGAGCCCCCCAGAGAGGGUGCUGUUCUAGUUAGCGUGACCUCAGUUCUGGAGUCGCCGCAGCCUUAUGAACUGAACACGUCCAUCAACUGCCGAGAUGAGGUAGUGGCUCCUAUUUUGCCUUGCAGACAUUCUCAUAAGACCACCAGUAUUCCCCAAAAAUCGCAGUCAAAAGCUCCCGGGAGCUCAGGCUGCCUGACAUCGGUGGUGUCCUGCCAGCCCCCCUCCUCCCGGCACCGCAAACGCAGGCGCACCUCCAGCAGGACAGAUGCUUCUUCCAUCCCACCCACACCCUCAAGCCAGAGAGGCAGCGUGGAGCCAGCACGAGGGCGGGCCACUAGGGGGCGCUCUCAAACCUUUCACACACCGUUGGUGGGAGGGGCCCACGGGCACGGCGCCGUCACUAACCAUCAUGGACAUCAGCGCAGCCUGAAUCGCCGCAAGGAGCGCAAGUUCCAGUACGGCAAUUAUAGCAAGUAUUAUGGGUACCGGAACCCGGGCUUGUGCGAGGACCCGCGCAUGCGAGUCCUGCGGCCGGAGUGGUUCCGUGGAAAGGUCGUGCUGGACCUUGGGUGCAAUACGGGCCACUUGACUCUGUCUAUUGCCAAGAACAUGCAGCCAGCCCGUAUCUUGGGCCUGGAUAUUGACGGCGGGCUGGUGCGUGCCGCCCGGCAGAAUGUCCGGCACUUCCUGUCGGAGCUACAGACCCAGGAGGCCCGGCGGGGGCCAAAAACAGACCAUUGGGAGCAUGGGGUCUCCACAGAGCCACGCGGCAGUCGCACGCAGGACAUGGAGGCCGAAGGGGUACCGUCAGGGGAAGCGGGUAGAGAGCCCUUCUCUGCAAGCUAUUUCCCCCUUUCCCUUCGGAUAUGCAGGGGUCCCAUAGCAGCGCCCCCUAUCUUUGUCACGGGGAAUGAGGAAUUUCCUGCUAAUGUAACCUUUGUCAAGGAGAACUACGUCCUGCAGAGCGACGCACUCCUGCAGGCCCAGCAGCCAGAAUACGACGUCAUCCUGUGCCUCAGCCUCACCAAGUGGGUGCACCUGAACUGGGGCGACGCCGGCUUGCAGCGCCUCUUCAAACGGGCCUUCCGGCAGCUCCGCCCCGGUGGUCUCUUCAUCCUCGAGCCGCAGCCCUGGAGCUCCUAUGGGAGGAGGAAGAAGCUCACGGACACCAUCUAUAAGAAUUACUACAACAUUCGGCUGAAACCUGAUCAGUUCAGCUCAUAUCUUACGUCAGAAGUGGGCUUCUCCAGCUAUGAACUCAUUGGCACACCCAAGACCAUGUCUAAAGGGUUUCUGCGGGCAAUUUACUUGUUCCACAAAGGACCUUCAUCCUACAGGAAAUGAAAUCCUGAAAGGUGUGAAAAGAAGUCGUGAACAAAACCAACUUUUUUGUGUGACGCUUUAGAUUUUUAGAACAAACAUCGAGGCUUGUACCUGAGCAUUAUAACAAAGAUUGUAUCAGAAAUCAAAAAGGGACGUCGUGGGAUGUAGGAUGUGAUGGAAAUAUCUUAAAACUACUUGCUUGCUUAAAAGUAUUAAAUCAUCAGUAGGCACAGGCGGACAAAUGCAUUAAAAGCAGCAUUUAAAAAUUUUUUUUUGCUCUCAUCCUGUGCCCUUACGCUGCAUCUAUAUGUGACGAAAAUGCAUCUCAAACCUCCUAAGACUCUGGGAUGUGAAAACUGUCUGGCUUUUCCGUAACUGAAAGCAGCCACAGAUGUCUGUAUAUACCUGGCAACCUGCAGCCACAGAUGUCUCUGUAUAUACCUGGCAACCUGCUUCUUUGAGAAGAAAAUGUGUUGUUCUACACGGACAUUGGAUUUGUUUCGGCUUGGAGGAAGGACACUCUACAGACAAUUGGAAGAGGCCAAGAGUUGGACUGAACUGUGGGUAUUUUCAAAGAUGGCCAUACAGACCACUGUUUCCCAACUCAGUCCUCGGGGACCCACACAGCAUGUUUUUGCUCCCUUCCAUACAGUCCACCUAGGGAGCUGGGAGGGAGCAAAAACAUGGACUGGCUGCAAAUCUUCGAGGCCUGGAUAGGAAAGGCUGAUAUAGACCUGGAUGGGUCUGUUUGCAUUCCGACCAACCCAGAUCUGCAACGCUUAAAUGUGUAUGGGCCAGCCUGAGAUAAACCAGAUUAAAUGUUUCUUUUGGGUUUCACAUAUCCUUUCCAGAAUGUUCACUCUUGUCAGGGCAUCAACCUUUUUACCAGCCACCAAAUUCUUCAGGUGCAACUCAAAAAAAAAAAAAAGUACUACUAUUCGGUGAGUGGUAGCAUAUAGAGGUUGUGGGACAGACACACCCUUUCAUCCCUUUUGCAACGUUUUACAGAUUUUUUUUUUUGUGUUGUCAAUGUUUUAUGCAGUGAUGAGGAAUAAAACUAUUCCUAACUUGUUCUCUUA